AUGCAGGAUUCUGUUGCCUCAUUUCCGGUAGUUGUGAACUACCAAGUCCACAAUGCUCCGCGAGUGGCCCUUAACUUCCGGUUUCGCCAUUCCAAAGUUCAGUAUGACGCGGCCGCAAAUGCCGUCGCGUCAUUUCCGGUUUUCGUAAAUGAUAAUAAAGUCCAUAGUCCUCGCCAUUCCAAAGUUCAGUAUGACGCGGCCGCAAAUGCCGUCGCGUCAUUUCCGGUUUUCGUAAAUGAUAAUAAAGUCCAUAGUCCACCUCCUGAAAGUAUAAUUCUCCAACACAUCUUAUAUUAG
This is a messenger RNA of Pelobates cultripes (western spadefoot toad), 297 nucleotides long. The record is from the annotation of a GenBank genome assembly. NCBI's taxonomy places the organism in Eukaryota, Metazoa, Chordata, Amphibia, Anura, Pelobatidae.